Leucoraja erinaceus (little skate) is the source of this 2910-nucleotide messenger RNA. Its product is annotated as sodium-dependent lysophosphatidylcholine symporter 1-like. Gene Ontology annotation, cellular component: membrane. Gene Ontology annotation, biological process: carbohydrate transport. The record is from RefSeq and is a predicted model, not a curated record. Lineage: Eukaryota; Metazoa; Chordata; Chondrichthyes; Rajiformes; Rajidae. The transcript has 14 exons. Gene Ontology annotation, molecular function: symporter activity. Bases 316 to 1887 code for a protein of 523 amino acids.
UGUGUGUGUGUCUGUGAAUUCAGGCUUUGUUCCACCCCUUUGGAGGAAGAGCGGAAGAGCUGGGGCUUGUUGUGAAGUUGUGGUGGAGCAGGGGCGGAGCGGAGCUGGCUGCUUCUUUGCUCCAGCUGCGGGCUGAGCAGAGGCGACGAUUGUCGUGAGUGUAGCAGCUAGCGCUAGCUGUUCAUUCAAAGGGUGACGCUGCCCCGGCCGCUGCUCGAUCACAAUCCCCGGGCGCUGUGACGAGACGGCGCCAGCUCCUCCCGGCUCAGCUUGGUGCGAGAGGCGGCCCCGGGGCUGCUUUGGCCAGCGAGCGGGAUGGGGUCCGAGGAGCGCAGCCUGGGGGAGAAACUACUGCAGGAGACCGAGAUCGAGCCCGAGCCAGAGCCAGAGGGAUCAGUGCGAGUCCUGCAGAAGGGCAAUUGUCAAGGGCUGCCAUUUAUCCAGAAGCUUUGCUUUGCCAUGGGAGGUGCUCCGUACCAAAUGACAGGAAACGCCAUUGGGUUCUUCCUCCAGAUCUUCCUGCUGGAUGUGGUUCAGAUGGAGGCUUUCUAUGCCUCUCUUAUUUUAUUCAUUGGUCGAGUGUGGGAUGCAUUCACAGAUCCAGCUGUUGGAUUCCUCGUCAGCAAAAGCAGGAGAACAAGAUUUGGCAAGUUGCUCCCAUGGAUUCUGUUCUCCAUGCCGUUUGGAGUUGUCUCUUACUUCCUAUUGUGGUUCAGUCCUUCUUACACGAUGUCGCAGGAAUACAGCUUCCUCUGGUAUCUUAUGACCUACUGUGCAUUUCAUACCUGCAUGAGUUGUUUCCACGUCCCCUACUCUGCAUUGACCAUGUUUCUAGGCGGUGAUCAACGAGACCGAGAUUCUGCAACAGCAUACAGAAUGGGAGUUGAGGUUGUCGCCACGCUGGCUGGAGCUGCUAUUCAGGGCCAGAUCGUGGGAGCAUACCAUACACAAACUAUGGAAACCUGUCAGAUGAUCCAGAAUGUGACAGCACUCAACACUACCACUGCACUAGUGAACAGCCUCAAUAACACGAAAUGGGCCUACAUGCUGGCAGCAAUAGUGAUUAGCAGCCUUUACUUCCUCUGUGCAUUGAUUCUAUUAUUUGGAGUUAAGGAACGCGCAGGUUGCUUUACUCCCAAAGACCAUUUCCAUGUGUCGUACCUGACGGGUCUGAAGCUGGUGAUGAGUCACAAACCAUACCUGAGUCUAACCUUUGGCUUUCUAUUCAUCUCCUUGGCUUUUCAGCUCGUCCAGAAUAACUUUGCCCUGUUUUGCACGCAUGCUGCUGGGCUGGGCAAUCACUUCCAGCACAUCAUCUUUGUCAUCUUGAUCUCUGCAACAAUCAUGGUUCCGUUCUGGCAGUGGGUCCUGGUGAAGUUUGGAAAGAAAUUUGCUCUCUUUGUGGGACUGAUUUGGUACAUCCCUCCAUUGAUCACCAUAGUCACGGUGAACGGUAACUUGCCAGUGAUUAUCAUCAUGGCCAUCGCUACUGGGGCCAGCCUUGCCGUUGCCUUCCUGUUGCCAUGGUCAAUGCUUCCAGAUGUUGUGGAUGAUUUUCGAGCAAAGAAUCCUCGCUGCUUAGACCUGGAGCCCUUGUUCUACUCCUUCUAUGUAUUCUUCACUAAAUUCGCUGCCGGAACCUCCCUGGGCUUUUCAACCUUGUGUUUGCACUUUUCAGGUUACAGACCGGGAACCUGCGAACAUAUCCCAGCCGUGGCAACGACCCUGAAGGUGUUGGUGGCGCCCGUCCCAAUAAUGAUGGUGCUGAUCGGAUUGACGAUAUUUUAUUUUUAUCCGAUAAACGAGACACGGAGAAGAGAAUUAAAGAUGGAGCUUGAAGGAGUUGUAAAAAGCUGGGAAGUGGAACUCGAAGAGAACACACUAUGAAACCAAAAAAUGCACCAAAUCCUUUGUAAGAUCUGUGACUCGUGUGGAUUCUGGCUUCAGGUUGAAGAUUGAGAUGCCGAAUUCUUGUAAUACAGAUGUGAGGACAAGUGGUCAUCAAAGAGCCGUUCCUCCCGUAAAGAACCAAACCAGACUCGUCACCGAGCUGCCACAGAGAGACAUGGAGACCGAACCAAGCCUUACCUCGUCACCCACCAUGGCCAAAACAACAUGACACCAAAAUAAAGAACAUUUGUUUUUGUUUAAAAAUUUUUUUUUUUUUUUUUUUUAAAUAAAACCUGUUUUUCUAGUAUAUGUCAAACCAUGCGCUAACUCAGUCUUGGCUUGCAGGAAACGUUUAAUAACAAUUCCUCGUUCUGCAAGCAGAGCACAAAGCGCUGCAGGAACUCAGCAGGCUAGGCCAGGUCUGCGUCUGUGGAGGGAAUAGGCAGACAGAAGGAACCUUCUUCAGACUUGAAGUGUCUUGACCUGAAACAUCUGUCCAUUCCCUCCAGAGAUGCUGCCUGACCCUCCGACAAUUUGUGUUUGCUCAAGAUUCCAGCAUCUGCAGUUCACUGUAUCCACAGCACUUUGAAUGGAGAUGUGGGAGCUAAGGUCAUCUCUCAAGCCUCUGACACUUUUUGCCUUCCAUCUGCUACGUCUGGGAGCUAUUGAUAAGGGAGAGAGUAGAAAAUGUACUGCCAUUAAAUGCUGCCGAUAUUUUUAUUUCUCAUUUAGAAAAGCAGAAUUUAAAUAUACAACCUCGGUUAAACAGAUGCGUGGGUGCAAUAAAUGAAUUGAACCACAGGAGAAAACAAGAGAAAAGAUCUAAUUAUAACUGAAUUGUGCUUUUAUAAAUCCACAGUAAAGAGAGAUAUUCAUCAUUACGUGUGAAUUUCUCCACUCAUGUAAAUGUAGGAAAAUAAUGUAUUGUAAUAUUGCAGCUAACGUGAAUACAAAUAUAUCAAAAGCACUUAAUGCAACAACUGCUGGCCCAAACAUUGCUCAGCAAUCUCUUUAAUACUA